This is a messenger RNA of Lucilia cuprina (Australian sheep blowfly), 2589 nucleotides long. RefSeq lists its product as uncharacterized. The record is from RefSeq and is a predicted model, not a curated record. NCBI's taxonomy places the organism in Eukaryota, Metazoa, Arthropoda, Insecta, Diptera, Calliphoridae. Bases 1245 to 1541 code for a protein of 98 amino acids. The transcript has a single exon.
CAUUUUUUCUCUAAAAAAAGCGGACAUACUUUUUCUAUAAACAUAAUAUCUUUAAGAGAGAAGCUUUUUCCAGAGAACGGAUAGCCAACAUAAACACUUUUUUCUUUAGAAUAGUUUUCUUUCUACAAUAAAUAUCUUUGUAACAAAGACCUUGAAAUAAGUCACAUGCAAAGAAUUAAAUAAGAUUCUGACUUUCCUUCUGUUAGGAAAUUCCUGGCAAAUCAUAUAAAUAGAAGAAAACAUGUUUGAUCAUGUCUAAAGAAAAAUCAUAAAUUUUCAAAAUAGUUCUCUGUACACAAAUGCAAUAGGUGAUAAAAUUUCUGUUUCGUAUUUUAAUCCUUUUAUUUGUGAAACUGUUUUGAAAACAAGAUUUUACAACGAAAUACAAAAAAAUACAUUUAAAAUAACAAGAGGAUUAAAAAACUUGAUAUAGUUUUUAUGGACUGAGAUUAAGAAAAAAAAAGAAUUACAUACUACUUACCACAUAUGUUUGCAAACAACUGAAGAUAGACAGUGUCAUUGACAGGUAAUGUAAUUGUAAAUAUUCAACAGGUAUACAUAAGUAUAAGUUAAGUAGAGAAGGCUUGAUUGGCAAGAGUAUUGCAUAUUUUUGAGCAAUUGCAAUGACAAAUUUAUGCAAAAAUUUUAAAUGUGAUUUUUAUAGGGUGGAUAAGUGGUAUAAGGAAUUUUAUUAAAAAAUCGUAAUUUAUACAAUUUACAAAAAACAAACUGAACAACAAAGUUCGAUUAUACUUUGUCUUAUCAGUAGACAUAGCACCAACGGCAACUAAAAAUUUCCUUUAAAACAUGUCAUCUUUUAAUUAAUUCUGCCUUAGCCUGCUGGCAAAUACAUUUAUUUUAGACAAAACUGAACAUGUUUUGACCUUUGAGUUGUUAACUGUCCACAAAAUUUACCACAGCUGCAUUUUUAAUAUUUAUAAUGAAUAUUUAUUGAACUAGUUUAGUUAAAACAUAGACUAUGUUUAACAAAAAACGGAUUAAGAAUGAAUAUUUAUGACAACUAAGAAGGUAAGAAUGAAAAGUUUUUUAGGGAACACACAACUUGCUGAAGAAACUAACCUGUACCUGAAUGGACUCUAACCAACUAUCAAACCUAAACAGGUACAAAUCUUCACGAAAUCUUCUAAACAUAUAUAAACCUAAGAUUGCAACGCUUAAACAUCAUUCUCAUUUGAGAUUACAAACUAAUAACAAUACAAGUUAAUACAUUCAUCAGUUCAAAUAUGGAGUCCAAAUCAAAAUCUACCGUUAGUUAUACAUUAUUCUUAUACCGUGAAGAAUUACGACGCAAUCAAACACGUUAUAUACGUUUGAAUCGUACGAAAAUUUCUCUCACCGAUAAAUUGAUUUCAACAAGCGUACGCAAUUUGGAAAAAUGUUCAAUGGAAGAUUUACAUGCCAUCAAUCGAGAAAUUUUAUUCAAAAAGAAAUUGAAAUAUCAAGUGCAAAGGAUUAGAAAUUUAGAGAAGCUGGGUGUGAAAAAUGUUAAUCCAAAUCAAUUGCCUACAACAGAAUUGUGAAACAAAGACUUGAUUAAAAAAAGGAUUAAAGCUCGAUAAAAAAAGAUAUAGCCAAGCUGUAUGAAAGGAUUUCGAAAAUCUAAUCUUAAAGUUAUAAAGGACCUGGAGAUUUAAGUAUUCCAAUAAAUGGUGGCCAAAUUUAAUAGCAAUUUUGCUUGGAAACAAAGGUUUAACUAUAGCUUUCUAUAGUGGACACAAGGAAACAAUAAUUUCGGAAAAAAUUAUAAUAUUACAUAUUUUAAUAAAAACAACAACAUAACACAUCAUUUUUUAUUAUUUUUUUUUUUAAUUAAUAAAUAGAUGAGAACAAAGCACAGACUCUCUUCGAAAAUUUGUGUUUAUAAGGAAGAAAAAAUAGUUUAAUUAAACAAGUCUGUUUGUUGAAUGAGAUUUAUCAUUAAAAAUAUGUUUUCCAUAAAAAGUGUCUCUCUUAAAGGGGCCCCUACUAGGGAUAGAAGAAUCAUUUUCUCUAGAAAAAUUGUUUCUGUUUUAGAAAAAAUGUCUCCACUAAAGAGACGUUUAAUACAAAAAUUGUACCUCCAUUAAAGAAAUUGUUUCUAUAAGAAAGGUGUCUCCAUUGCGUUCGUUUUUUCGACAGAAAGAAUUUCUCCAUUACAGAGUAUUUUUCUAUAGAAAAUGUGUCUCAGUUAAAGAGAGUUUUUCAAUAAAAAAUGUGUUAAAGAGAGUUUUCUUUAAAAAGUACAUAUUUUAAUGAGACGAUUUUAUAGGAAAAGUGUUAAAGAUACCAUUUCUAUAAAAAGAGUGUGGCUUUAUUAAAGAGAAUUUUUCUAUAGAGAAAGUGUCUCUAUAAAGAAGACUUUUUCUAAAAUAGAUAUUUUCUAUGUGACUCUUUUAAAGAGACUGUUUAUGUAGAAGUAGUGCUUCUAUUAAGGAGACUUUUUUGUAGAAACAGUGUCUCUAUUAAAAAAAAAACUUUCUCUUUAGAAAAAGUGACUCCCCUUAAAGAACUCAUUCUAUAGAAUAAGUGUCUCUUUUAAAGAGACUUUUUCUAUAAAAAGGUGUUUCUCUUAAAGAAAUUUUUUUAUAG